Molecule: messenger RNA, 2657 nt
Organism: Lethenteron reissneri (Far Eastern brook lamprey)
Lineage: Eukaryota; Metazoa; Chordata; Hyperoartia; Petromyzontiformes; Petromyzontidae
Gene: CLPB
Product: ClpB family mitochondrial disaggregase
Biological process (GO): cellular response to heat
Cellular component (GO): cytoplasm; mitochondrion
Molecular function (GO): protein binding; ATP binding; ATP hydrolysis activity
Source: RefSeq, a predicted model, not a curated record
GGAAAGCAAUUGCGUCGGCGGCAUGGCUGUACGCGCCGCGCUGAGGCCGUUGCGCGGGGCUUUGGUCUCCCGGUUGCUCCCCGAGACGGGGCCGGGGAAGCGACACGGCUGGGCCGCCCUGCAGGCCGCGGGGGUCGCGGGGAGAGGAGGAGGAGGAGGCUUCACGCCGCGGGGGAGGACGCGUUGGGGCCCGGGCUGGGUCGUGGCUGCGGGAUUCGCCAUCGGGUCCCUCCACGCGGCGAGCGGCGGGGACAGAGGUGAGCGUCUGCUGCGGGCUGCCCGGACAGGUGACACAGUGGAGGUCAACAGACUGCUAGCUGAAGGGGUGGAUCCAGAUUCUCGCCAUGAGCUUGGCUGGACGGCCCUCAUGGUGGCGGCCAUCAACUGUCACCACAGUGUGGUUGAGGUGCUCCUUGCUGCUGGAGCAAAUCCUGAUGUUGGCGACGACUUUGUCAACGUCUACAGCACGGCACGCUCACUGGGGAUGCACUCCCUUGAGGUGCUGGUGGUUCGUGAGGAUGAGUUUAGCGACCGCCUCAACACACGUGCCAGUUUCCAGGGAGUGACGGCGCUACACUACGCAACUCUCAUCGACGAUGCACGCAUGGUCAAGUUGCUUCUGGAUGCAGGUGCAGACUCCACACAAGUGGACGUUGCAGGCCACGCAGCGCUGGACUAUGCUCGCGAAGGUGAUGUCAAGAAAAUGCUUUCCAAGCACCAGGUCAAGAGCAAGGAGCUAAAGGACAGCCAGGAUGCAGCUGAGAGAGUGCGCUACCCGCUGGAGCAGAGGUUCACGGAGUACCUUGUGGGACAGGAGGGUGCCAUCGCUACUGUGGCUUCCGCUAUACGCCGGAAGGAGAACGGUUGGUAUGAUGAGGAGCAUCCCCUUGUCUUCCUUUUUCUGGGCUCUUCCGGAAUUGGUAAGACAGAACUCGCCAAACAGAUUGCCAAGUACAUGCACAAGGACCUGAAAAAGGGAUUCAUACGUUUGGACAUGUCGGAGUUUCAAGGGAAACAUGAGGUGUCCAAGCUGAUCGGCUCGCCGCCCGGCUACGUGGGCUACGAGGAGGGCGGCCAGCUGACCAGCCGUCUGAAGAAGUGCCCCAAUGCCGUGGUGCUGUUUGACGAGGUGGACAAGGCGCACCCGGACGUGCUCACAGCCAUGUUACAACUGUUCGAUGAGGGACGACUGACAGACGGCAAAGGCCACACUGUGGCCUGCCCAGAUGCCGUGUUCAUCAUGACCUCCAACCUUGGGAAUGAGGAAAUCGCAGAGCACGCGCUGGCGCUGCGCAGAGAGGUGGAACAGCAGGCACAUGUUGCGCAGAACAACUCCAGCCUCGAAGAGACACCGGCCUCAAAUCAAGUAACCAUUUCCAGAAGUUUCAAGGAGGAUGUCAUCCGGCCCAUACUUAAGACGCACUUUGGAAGGGAUGAGUUCCUGGGUCGGAUUAACGAGAUCGUGUACUUCCUGCCCUUCUCGCACGCCGAGCUGCUCCAGCUGGUGGACCGGGAGCUCAAAGUGUGGGCCCGCAAGGCGCACGAGCGCCACGGCAUGGAUCUACAGUGGGAGGCGGAGGUGCUGCACGUGCUGGCAGAGGGGUACAACGUGCACUACGGCGCUCGCUCCAUCAAGCACGAGGUGGAGCGUCGGCUCGUCUCACUGCUGGCCACCGCAUUCGAGCGUGGGCUGCUUCCCCGGGGCUGCGCACUGAGAGUCCGAGCGGCGUCCGGUGGCCGUGUGGGCGCGACGGCGGCGACAACGGCGACGCGCACCCUGCGCCUGGAGUUGCUUGAGGAGGGUGGGGAGGGCGCACGGCUCCUCGAUGUCCACGUGCCCCUGGAGCCCGAGAACGUGUCCUGUUGGUGACAGCGCCGUCGUGGCUGUGAGGCUGCACCACCGAUACGGCGGCCACGCCACUCAACGGCAGAGCGAGCGGGUGGCUCGCAUCGGGAGGUUGCGAGUUCACAUCCUCGUUGGGGGGUCGACUUGGUACAUUAUCCCUCCCUCUGGAGGCGAUAAAAUGAGUAUUCCUUUAUGGGGAAGUGAUGGAUAUAAAUGUCGAAUUUCCACCAUUAGCUUAGUGCUGUAAGGAGAAGAUGAGCACCACCUCAAUGCUCAAUUGAGCAGGGAAUCACAUUCGACCUUUUUAGACUAAUCGGAACCCCUUUAGCUUCUACUCAGCUAUGCAGCAGGCACACAAGUGGAAAUCCACCGAGUGAUCACAUCAUACGACUCAGCAUGUGCUCUCUGCUUAUUGGGCGAUGGAGCUCUGUACGAAAGUUAAAGUGCUGGUGAUUACAUCUUCGUAUGGCUGAUGUUGAUGUAGAGCAACAACUGUGUUUAUGUUGAGUUUGUCGAGUCAGAUGAUUGCGUCAGGAGUAGUACGGCAUCAAGGAACUUUCUGGGGCGAAGUGCGAAUGUCUCGCAAACAACGUGUCCAACUGAAGUCUUGUCAACAGCUGUUUCAUCGGUCGGGUUGUAGGGCUACAUUUGCGAAUGUGGUGAUGGGUUCCCAUUGGCCUGGAUGCCAGAGGCCAUGCGGAGACCUCUGCUCCACCAGGAAUGCUUGUUGGUUCGUGUGUCCAUGUCCUGACACUGUUCAUUCCAAUCACAGCCAUUGUAUAUUCUUACGAAAAUAAAAUAUAGACAUCAG